This is a messenger RNA of Triticum dicoccoides, 4485 nucleotides long. Its product is annotated as receptor-like protein kinase FERONIA. The record is from RefSeq and is a predicted model, not a curated record. Gene Ontology annotation, molecular function: transmembrane receptor protein tyrosine kinase activity; ATP binding. NCBI's taxonomy places the organism in Eukaryota, Viridiplantae, Streptophyta, Magnoliopsida, Poales, Poaceae. The transcript has 5 exons. Gene Ontology annotation, biological process: protein phosphorylation. Bases 1453 to 3972 code for a protein of 839 amino acids.
CGCGGAGCGGGGGCGAAGCGGCCAAGCCGGAGCCCGACGCGGCUGUCUCCGCCGGAGACGGAGACUGCCUGAGUAGGUUAGGGUUGUGGGCGUGUGGGCUCGCCGGCGUCGGAGAAGAUGCCGUUGUGCGGGGUGUUUAGAGGGAUGGUCGGGCUGGCGACGCCGGCCGCGGGUGGCCGGAAACGGCGGUUGGGCCAGUGCCAGCGGGCACGCCUGUCGCCUAGUGGUGGUGGAGGCGGGCGGAGAUGGACGGCAGUGGGUGGGGUCGGGUGGGCUCGAGCGCGACAGCGGCUACCUCGCAUCUCAUUCAGAUGGUAUGCAGACCUUAAGUUUCAAGCCGUUAAGGCCAAAAUGGAUGCAGCUGAGGUUCAGUUCACCCCACUGUAUCUCUCAGUUAGCAGCUUCAAAGCAGAGGUACAGAGUUCAGGGCCGGGUGCGUCUCCCACUGAUGUGGGGAACCUUCAAUCCAAAUCAUGGCCACACGUUGUUCAGCCUCGAUAUUUUUCGAUCGAUGAUAAGGGACAAACCAUGCAAGCCAAUAUACAUCACACACAGAGAUAAAAAUGUGUUUCAAAGAGCGGCUAGUUGAAGGGCAAGUUUAUGCAUCGCCAGAUUCUGAAGUUUCUGAAGUAAAGCACUGAAAUUUCAUCACCUGUCGUAAUGGCUUGAUGAUGUACGUUGGUGGAUGAGAUAGACGGAGAUGCUGUCCAGCCAUUGACCACCGAGGUCUGAAAGAUACCCCUUGGAUCUCACACCAAGAUAGUCUCCUGGUGUUUGUUAGGACACAUCUCCGCUAGUCCUUGAGCUACUCCCAUCCAAGGCAUGGUGGCACAAAACAAUUUCCUUAUCCUGGCAGUGGCAGUAGCUCUCUAUUCUAUUAAUUGGUUGGUUGGUCACAGAUUGCUCCACUUGCUACAUAGCAUAAACAAACCCUAUGCUUUCGUGGAACUAUAACUUUCCGGUGGAUACUACAUCUUUAAGUUGAGAGAUUUAUGAUUGCUUUGAACCAGCGACCGUUCAACUUUCAUUCUUUGACUAUCCUUUGCCCUGAGUUGUUUCGUGUGCUGUUUAUUUUGCGAUUAGCAUUACUCCCGGGGGUGGCAUGUCACAUAUUUUCGUCCACUAAAGCACUCGGCGAGUGCAUGCUCAAUCUCUCAUCACUUGUGCCCACCAAAAGCGCCAUAACUGCUGCUGCUCGGGCCUUCAUCUCGCCCAUGGCUUUGAUUUCUCUUCCCACAUGAGCUCGGCCUUCCUGUUGAGGUUUUGUGGCUCUCUAGGUGUGCCUUCUUCAUUAAACAAUAGCACGAUCCUAAGAUCCUCAAUUUUCCCGAUGUUUCCUUACCCCAAAGUCCAAGAAAAUAACAAUGUUCUUGCUCUAUACAACUGCCCCCCUGUAGCACAUUGAUGUAAGGGAGUCCCCAAUUAUUUUAUCCUGGUACACCAAUCACCGCAAUGGUGCUCCCAACCUUACCGGUUACCCUCACAUUCCUCACACUGUUAGCCCUCUUGUCGAUUGCCAAGGCGGCUGAUAACAACUCCACAACCUCUGGCCUCAUCCUCCUAAAUUGCGGAGAAUCUACCCAAGACGAUGAUGAUGGUGGUCGUUCUUGGGAUGGGGACACCGGCUCCAUAUUCGCGCCAUCAAUGAAAGGAGAUGCAGCCAUUGCUUUAGGUCAACCCCCUUCACUCACCCCCAGGGUUCCUUAUACAACUGCACGCAUCUUUACUUCAAAUUACACCUAUUCCUUCCCUGUCAGUCCAGGCCGAAUGUUCUUACGCCUAUACUUCCUUUCAACUGCUUACGAAUACUAUGCUGUCUCAGAUGCCGUCUUCGGAGUCACGGCACGGAAUCUUGUCCUCUUAAAAGACUUCAAUGCUUUGCAAACAGCUCAGGCGAUCACUUCUGCCUACCUUGUGCGUGAAUUCUCGGUGAAUGUUUCUUCAGGCAGCUUGGACCUCACCUUUGCACCAUCAGCACAUCAGUAUGGGUCUUAUGCAUUUGUGAAUGGCAUUGAGAUUGUGCCCACGCCUGACAUCUUUGCAACACCUGACAUAAGAUUUGUCAGCGGUGAUAACACAUCUCCAUUCACAUUCGACGCUGACAUGAGCCUCCAGACUAUGUACCGGCUCAAUGUCAGGGGCCCAGCCAUUUCCCCGAAAGGUGACUCGGGCUUUUACCGCUCAUGGGCCAAUGAUGCCCCAUACAUACUUGGUGGCUUUGGGUUGACCUUUUGGAAAAAUGAUAAUUUGACUAUCAGUUAUACAUCUAGAGUGCCGAAUUACACCGCCCCAGUUGAUGUCUAUGGUACAGCUCGGUCCAUGGGGCCAACUGCACAGAUCAACCUGAACUACAACCUUACAUGGAUUUUACCGGUUGAUGCGGGUUUCUUUUACCUCCUAAGGUUUCAUUUCUGUGAGAUUAAGUAUCCUAUUACCAAGGUGAAUCAGAGGUCGUUCUUCAUCUACAUCAACAACCAGACAGCGCAGGAGCAAAUGGAUGUCAUCUUCCGGAGCGGAGGAAUCGGUAGACCAACGUACACUGAAUAUGUUAUCAUGGCUAUUGGUUCUGGUCAGGUGGACAUGUGGAUUGCACUUCACCCUGAUCUUUCAAGUAAACCACAGUAUUCUGAUGCAAUACUGAAUGGUCUCGAGGUCUUCAAGCUACAGAAUUACGGACCGAGCAAUCUUGCUGGGCUCAAUCCUCCACUUCCGCAAAAGCCUGAUGUGAAUCCUAAUAGGCUAUCUAGCGGUGAAAGAAAAACCAAAGGUGGCAUACAAGCAACCAUCGGUGGUACUGCUGGUGGUUUUGCUUUAUUGUUGAUUGCCCUUUUCAGCAUGUGUGUUAUCUACAGACGGAAGAAGGCAGCGAAGAGUCCCGGCAAGACCGACUAUGGACAUGUGAAGCAUCCAACUAAAUGCAUAAAGUCUACAUGUGAUCUUGUACGUCAUUUCUCAUUUGCUAAAAUUCAAGUUGCCACCAAAGACUUUGAUGAAGCACUUAUCAUCGGCAGAGGCGGUUUCGGGAAUGUCUACAUCGGCGAUAUAGAUGGAGGGACAAAGGUGGCGAUCAAGCGAUGUGACCAGAAAUCCCAACAAGGCUUUCAUGAGUUCCAGACUGAAAUCGAGAUGCUGUGCAAUUUCCGCCAUCGCCACCUUGUGUCUCUGAUUGGCUAUUGUGAGGAGAAGAAUGAGAUGAUUCUGGUGUAUGACUACAUGGCUCAUGGAACACUGCGUGAGCAUUUGUACAACACCAGGAACCCACCACUGCCGUGGCAGCAGCGCCUUGAGAUUUGCAUCGGUGCAGCCCGAGGACUGCAUUACCUCCACACCGGCGUAGAGCAAGGAAUCAUCCACUGUGACGUCAAGACCACCAACAUCCUACUGGAUGAUAGGUUAAUGGCAAAGGUUUCCGACUUCGGUUUGUUUAAGGCUAGUCCAGACAUUGGCAACACCCACAUGAGCACUGCUGUUAAGGGCACCUUUGGAUAUCUUGAUCCGGAGUACUUCCGGCAGCAGCGUCUCACCAAAAAAUCAGAUGUGUACUCCUUCGGGGUUGUGUUGUUUGAGACCCUGUGUGCGCGCCCUGUGAUAAAUACUGAGCUCCCUUAUGAGCAAGUGAGCUUGCGUGACUGGGUGGUAUCUUGCCGAAAGAAAGGUGUACUCGAGGAGAUUGUUGACCCCUGUGUUAAGGAGGAAAUCACCCUUGAGUGCUUCAGGAUAUUUGCAGAGAUAGCGGAGAAAUGUGUUGCUGAUCGUAGCAUAGAUAGGCCAUCAAUGGGUGAUGUACUUUGGAACCUUGAGGUCGCACUCCAGCUUCAGGAUAGUGCAAGCUACAACACCAGCUGUGCUGAGGGUGCAUCAUCUCUUCAGAUCAGCGGAGUGCAUUCAGGCAAACCAUCAACCAACUCAACAAUUAGCGUUGCAGCACAGGAAGCCAUAUUUUCAGAUAUUGCACAUCCAGAAGGCCGAUAAAAGCAAAACACAGGUUGCUUUGAUAUUUUUCUACAUAUGUGAUCGCCAAGGUUGUCUGGUGCUUCAGUAAUCUUGAUGCAAUAUUAUACCAAGCUAUCAAGGAUAAACGGGGGAUCUGAAUUAGACAUAUUACCUGAUUUUUAAGCAUUCUCCCUUCUCCGAGUCAAUGAAGAACUCACCAACAGUGUAAUCAAUCUAAUUGGGGUUAGGAGGGUGCCCAGUGGAUAUCCAGUGUCAUCCAUUGUGAUUCUUAGCGUCUUAUCCAGGUUUUUCAGAGGCCGCGAUUGUGAUGGCAUGGACCAGAAGUCGAUGACGCCACGGAGGCACCCGCAGCCUCAUCGAUGCAACGGGACGCCAGAUAUAUGGAGCUAGUGGGGCCAUAAUUACAGAGUGAAAGCUAGGCAUACGUUCUUUUAGAUAGUAUGCUUAUCCCACAAAAUUCCUAAGAAUUGUUGAAUUGAAUGCCCACCUACACUCAGAACUUUUCACAUUCAACCAAACAUUUCAUGUUCA